This is a messenger RNA of Corticium candelabrum, 2509 nucleotides long. RefSeq names its product telomere repeats-binding bouquet formation protein 1-like. Lineage: Eukaryota; Metazoa; Porifera; Homoscleromorpha; Homosclerophorida; Plakinidae. The transcript is spliced from 14 exons. The record is from RefSeq and is a predicted model, not a curated record. Gene Ontology annotation, biological process: homologous chromosome pairing at meiosis; meiotic attachment of telomere to nuclear envelope. The coding region runs from base 36 to 2180 and encodes 714 amino acids.
UCUCUUCCUCACUUGAAUUUCUUUGUUUGUUUAUAAUGGGUUCUGAGAAGGACGUGAGUGUGGACGUGCAGUCUGACUUGUCUCUUCUACUCGAUUGUCUCAAACUUCAAAAUACGUCUAGAGACGCGAAGAAACAAGCACUUCAGACCGUGGCAACCAUUUGCUCUGACAAUGAAAAGGCAAGAGGUUUUUUCCUGGUUCAUGGUGGUCUUCAUAUCUUGUUGGAGUUGCUCUUUGAGUCUGUUGACUGCUCCAUGCAGAGAAUCAUUAUGUUCACUCUGGGAUGUGCUACAGACAGCAACAGUUGUUCUCAGUCGGAAUUGUGUAGUUCCAAAUUAUUUCCAUUCGUAGAAGGUCUACUUUGUGAUGAGAACAGGUCGGCAGACUGUUGCACGGCUGCUGCAUACCUUGUUGGAGUGACAGUAGCAAAGAACAAUUUGGGACAAACACAGGCCAGAGACAGCGGAAUACUGAAAUCUCUUAUUGACAUUGCAAGACGUCUGUCGUCAAAUGUGAUGCUCCAUGAUGAAAGAAACAAGUCUAGUCAGAGGUUAUGGGAUGGUGUAAUGGCUGCAUUGACUAACUGCAUGAGCAAUCCUCACAAUGAAGAGAACCAGAAAAUGUCGUCUCAGGCGUUUCCGGCUGUAGUAGCUGUUCUAAGCCAAUCAGCCGGGUACAGCAAGUCGUCAAUUAGCCAUUCUGCAUCAUUUCUAGCUGCGUGUUGCAGCUCUAAUGAACGUAACCAGGCACGUCUCAGUUUGGUGGGAGGUCUGGAAUGCUUGAUUCACUUACUGCAAAGCAUGUCAUCUGAAAAUGGUCCUUGUGGUUUGUCUGACCUCAGUGUGAUUGCAUCAGUGCUUAACACUCUAACUGCAGCUGUAGCUGGCAAUGAGAGGAGCUGCCAGUCUGUGACUGAUCUACAGGUCAUUCCACUUUUGAUCAAAUUUCUAAGUGUGGACGCAGAUGAGCAGUUUCGGUUGCAAGUGGUUCUUACCGUUGGCUACUGUAUUGAGUCUUGUGAAAAUGCUCAAAAGUUGUUUAUGUCAGCUGGGGGUCUGGGGCAGAUAGUGGAACAUCUUGCACAUUCGAAGAGUGAGCAGUUGAAGUUUGCCAUAACGUAUAUAUUGCAAUGCUGUCUCAAAUCUUGUGAAGGUGAUGCAGAUGUCAACGCCGUCGUCCAACAACAGGGGGAUCAAAUUGCUUCGCUACUUACUGAUGCUCAUACUGCACCUUCAUUGUUUAACGCUCCACCAUAUCGGUCUUCAAACAUAGUCACUAUGAAGGAGCCAAGUCAAUCUAGAAGUCAGAGCUUAUUCAAUGUCCCCAUGUUUGGUACAUUGUCGGCACAAUCAUAUGACAAAGAAGAACCUGAUGUACUGCUCUCUACAGCUGUCCCGUCUAUUCAUAAUCAAGUCCAGAAAUCGAGAUCCUUGCCUUCCAACUGCUCAACCCCAAUCUGGAAGCGAAGGAAGACAGAGUCUAGUACACACCUCUUUGCUUUUGCUACCCCUCUGCACUUUCGAAAACAUCCAUGUGUCUCUACUCCAUCUUUGCAUUCAGCACAUUAUUUGCCCUUUACUCCUGUUCACUCUGCAUUUGGUAGCACUAACAUAAGGAUGACACCUAAUUUUCGAACAAGCACUCCAAAGCUGAAUCUCAGACCUCCUUUGAAAGAGCUGCAGUUAGAGUCUCUGUUUGCCUCUCCCUCGCCACACUCAUGCAAUUUGUCAGCUGAAAACAAUGUCCUGUCAGUAGAUGGUGACAAUGAUCAAUGCCCUGCUUGUACACCGCAAGCAAAUAGACCUCUUCUUGACAGUUGGAACUUUGUCCAUGUUCUUAAGUCAAGUUGCCACACAUGCUCUGAUCAUCGUCAGAUGGUUGAAGAUCAUAAAGAAAUGGCUCGGCAACUCAGAGAACAUUCUACAAGAGACAGAAUCUCGCAUGGCUCGAUGAACAAACACAACAAGGCAUCAGUGUUUGAUUUUCCUAUGGACUCAGAUGAAUCUGUAUGCCAGCCAUCUUUUGUGCCUUUCUCGAAAUGGGAGCUACAAGAUCUAAAACGUGGUGUCCAAGUGUUUGGUCAGCGAUGGCAGGUGAUUCUGAAUGCAUUCAACUUUCACAGCUCUCGCACUGCAGCUCAGUUGAAGGACAAGUAUCGUAUGUUUCAGGAUAUGAACUAACAAUCAAUAAUCCAAUCAACCUGAGUGAUUAACAGGAUAUGCUUAUCUUCUCAAGUGAAGCAGGUCACACUAACAAGUUUCAAACUGACAAACAAGAUAUUAACUAACAAUCAAUAAUGCAAUCAACCCAGGCAAAGAACGGGAUCUGUAACACAUGUAUAUUCUACACUGUACUUUGAGAUAAUUGAUCUCAGAAUGGGAUAUUAUUAAACGGGAUACAUGUAACUCUGAAAGAAAUUCUUCAUGAAAAUUAUGUCCGGCUGCUAAUUCUUCAGAAUGGAGGAAAAAUGUGUGUGAACGAGAUAUACACGUGUACACUUAAGGAUAAA